AGGACAAGCAGUUCCCUUUAUUACAAGACCAGCAGGUCUAGAAGUGAGCAGGUCUGCCAUCUACCACCAAUCUAAAGAUAACGAAAAGACCAACCUGAAGGAAGUGAAGACCUGAAAGAGUUUCAGUAGACAUUGUAUUUUGAAGUGUGGAAUAACUGUCGAGUUAAGUAUGGGUGAUGCAGUGAUGGCAGAAUUUGGGCCGGCAGCCCCAUUCCUUCGAAAAUCUGAUAAAGAGCGUUUGGAGGCUCAAACCCGUCCCUUUGACAUGAAGAAGGAAUGUUUUGUCCCCGACCCUGAGGUGGAAUAUGUCAAGGCUUCCGUCACCAGCCGGGAUGGUGACAAAGUCACCGCUGAGACUGAAUUUGGAAAGACUGUAACUGUGAAGGAGUGCGAUGUUCACCCUCAGAACCCGCCAAAGUUCGAUAAAAUUGAGGACAUGGCGAUGUUCACCUUCCUGCAUGAGCCUGCUGUGCUGUUUAACCUCAAAGAGCGUUAUGCAGCCUGGAUGAUCUACACCUACUCUGGGCUCUUCUGUGUGACUGUCAACCCCUACAAGUGGCUGCCAGUGUAUGAUCAGUCUGUAGUCAAGGCUUACAGAGGAAAGAAGAGGAGUGAAGCUCCUCCUCACAUCUUCUCCAUCUCUGACAAUGCCUAUCAGUACAUGCUGUCAGACAGGGAAAAUCAGUCCAUCCUGAUCACUGGAGAAUCUGGUGCUGGGAAGACUGUGAACACCAAGAGGGUCAUUCAGUACUUUGCCAGCAUAGCAGCUAUGCCGGGAAAGAAGGAUGCAGCUUCUGAGAAAAAGGGUACCCUGGAAGAUCAAAUCAUCCAGGCUAAUCCAGCCCUGGAGGCCUUUGGAAAUGCCAAGACCAUCAGAAAUGACAACUCCUCAAGAUUCGGCAAAUUCAUCCGAAUUCACUUUGGAGUGAGUGGAAAGUUGGCCUCUGCCGACAUUGAAACUUACCUUCUGGAGAAGUCUCGUGUAACCUACCAGCUGAAAGCUGAGAGAGACUACCAUAUCUUCUACCAGAUCCUAUCCCAAAAGAAACCAGAGCUACUGGAAAUGCUGCUCAUCACCAACAAUCCCUAUGACUACGCCUUCAUCUCCCAAGGAGAGACGACAGUAGCUUCUAUUGAUGAUGCUGAUGAGUUAAUGGCCACUGACAGUGCCUUUGAUGUGCUGGGGUUCACUCAGGAAGAGAAGAAUGGCAUUUACAAGCUGACUGGUGCCGUCAUGCACUAUGGCAACAUGAAGUUCAAGCAGAAGCAGAGAGAGGAGCAGGCAGAAGCUGAUGGCACUGAGGAUACAGACAAGGUUGCCUACUUAAUGGGUCUGAACUCUGCUGACCUCGUCAAGGGUCUGUGUCACCCAAGAGUCAAAGUAGGGAAUGAAUGGGUCACCAAAGGACAAAAUGUCCAGCAGGUGAACUACUCUAUUGGUGCUCUGGCCAAGUCUGUGUAUGAAAAGAUGUUCCUCUGGAUGGUGGUGAGAAUCAACCAAUCGCUGGACACAAAGCAGCCUCGCCAAUACUUUAUUGGUGUUUUGGACAUUGCAGGAUUUGAGAUCUUUGAUUACAACACCUUUGAACAGCUCUGCAUUAACUUCACCAAUGAGAAGCUGCAGCAGUUCUUCAAUCACCACAUGUUUGUGCUGGAACAAGAGGAGUAUAAGAAAGAAGGAAUUGAAUGGGAGUUUAUUGACUUUGGCAUGGACUUGCAGGCUUGCAUUGAGCUCAUUGAAAAGCCCAUGGGUAUCAUGUCCAUCCUUGAAGAGGAGUGCAUGUUCCCCAAGGCCAGUGAUGCCACCUUCAAAGCUAAGCUGUAUGACAACCAUCUGGGGAAGUCCAACAACUUCCAGAAGCCCAGGAUUGUCAAGGGGAAACCAGAGGCCCAUUUCUCCCUGGUUCACUAUGCUGGCACUGUUGACUACAAUAUUUCUAAUUGGUUGGUGAAGAACAAGGACCCACUGAAUGAAACAGUGGUUGGGCUUUUCCAGAAAUCAACUCUUAAAUUACUGUCCUUCCUCUUCGUAAACUAUGCCGGGUCGGAAGCAGAUUCAGGGAAAGGCAAGGGUGGUGCAAAGAAGAAGGGCUCUUCCUUCCAGACUGUUUCAGCUCUUCACAGGGAAAAUCUGAAUAAGCUGAUGACCAACUUAAAAUCUACUCACCCGCAUUUUGUGCGCUGCCUCAUCCCCAAUGAGACCAAGACUCCUGGGGCCAUGGAGAACCCUCUGGUCAUGCACCAGCUGCGCUGUAACGGUGUGCUGGAAGGCAUCCGGAUCUGCAGAAAGGGCUUCCCCAACAGGAUCCUGUAUGGAGACUUCAAACAGAGAUACCGUAUCCUGAACCCAUCCGCUAUACCCGAGGGACAAUUCAUUGACAAUAAGAAGGCGGCAGAGAAACUUCUGGGGUCUCUGGACAUUGACCACACCCAAUAUAGAUUAGGACAUACCAAGGUGUUCUUCAAAGCCGGUCUGCUGGGCACCCUGGAGGAGAUGAGAGAUGAACGUCUGGCUCUCAUUAUCACUGGAAUCCAAGCCAGGUCCCGUGGUAUUCUCUCAAGAAUUGAGUUCCAGAAGAUUGUGGAGCGAAGGGACUCCUUGCUUGUGAUCCAAUGGAAUGUGCGAGCAUUCAUGGGUGUGAAGAACUGGCCUUGGAUGAAACUUUAUUUCAAGAUCAAACCUCUGUUGAAGUCUGCAGAGACCGAGAAAGAAAUGGCCAACAUGAAAGAGGAGUUCCUAAAGCUCAAAGAAGCAUAUGCAAAGGCUGAAGCCCGUAAGAAGGAGCUGGAAGAAAAGAUGGUCACUCUUCUCCAAGAGAAGAAUGACCUUCAGCUGCAAGUUCAAACUGAACAAGAUAAUCUUGGUGAUGCUGAGGAGCGAUGUGAAGGGCUGAUCAAGAAUAAGAUCCAGCUUGAGGCCAAAGUCAAAGAGCUGACAGAAAGACUGGAUGAUGAGGAGGAGAUGAACUCAGAGCUGACUGCUAAGAAGAGGAAGCUGGAGGAUGAGUGUUCUGAGCUCAAGAAGGACAUUGAUGAUCUGGAGCUUACUCUGGCUAAAGUGGAGAAAGAGAAACAUGCCACUGAAAACAAGGUGAAGAACAUGACUGAGGAAAUGGCAGCUCUAGAUGAAAUCAUCGCCAAACUGACAAAGGAGAAGAAGGCUCUCCAGGAGGCUCACCAGCAAACCCUGGAUGACCUGCAGAGUGAGGAGGACAAAGUCAACACGCUGACCAAAGCUAAGGCUAAACUGGAGCAGCAGGUUGAUGAUCUUGAAGGAUCUCUUGAGCAAGAGAAAAAGAUAAGAAUGGAUCUUGAGAGGGCUAAACGUAAGCUAGAAGGAGACUUAAAGUUAACUCAGGAGAGUUUAAUGGACCUGGAGAAUGAUAAGCAGCAGAUGGAAGAAAAGUUGAAGAAGAAAGACUUUGAGAUCAACCAGCUCAACAGCAGGGUUGAGGAUGAACAGAAUUUGGGUGCUCAGCUCCAGAAGAAACUGAAGGAGCUGCAGGCCCGAAUUGAAGAGCUGGAGGAAGAGCUUGAAGCAGAGAGAGCUGCUCGUGCGAAGGUGGAGAAACAGAGGGCAGACUUGUCCAGAGAGCUGGAGGAGAUCAGCGAGAGGCUGGAGGAGGCUGGUGGGGCCACAGCUGCCCAGAUUGAGAUGAACAAGAAGAGGGAGGCAGAAUUCCAGAAGAUGCGCAGAGACCUUGAAGAGGCCACUCUGCAGCAUGAGGCCACAGCUGCCACACUGAGGAAGAAACAUGCUGACAGCGUGGCUGACCUGGGGGAGCAGAUUGACAACCUGCAGAGAGUGAAGCAGAAGCUGGAGAAGGAGAAGAGUGAGCUCAGACUGGAGCUAGAUGACGUGGUCUCCAACAUGGAGCAGAUCGUCAAGUCCAAGACAAAUUUAGAAAAGAUGUGCAGAACUCUAGAAGAUCAGGUGACUGAGUACAGAACCAAGGCUGAGGAAGGCCAACGCAGCAUCAACGACUUCACUAUGCAGAAAGCUAAGCUACAGACUGAAAAUGGGGAGCUUUCCAGGCUGCUAGAAGAGAAGGACUCAUUAGUCUCUCAACUGACGAGAGGCAAGCAGUCCUACACUCAGCAAAUUGAAGACCUCAAAAGACAGCUGGAGGAAGAAGUCAAGGCAAAGAAUGCCCUGGCCCAUGCGGUUCAGUCUUCUCGCCACGACUGUGACCUGCUGAGAGAGCAGUAUGAGGAGGAACAGGAGGCUAAGGCUGAGCUGCAGCGCAGUCUCUCCAAGGCCAACUCUGAGGUGGCUCAGUGGAGAACCAAGUAUGAAACUGAUGCUAUCCAGAGGACUGAGGAACUGGAGGAAGCAAAGAAGAAACUGGCUCAGCGGCUGCAGGAUGCAGAAGAGGCUGUGGAAGCCGUAAAUGCUAAAUGUUCCUCCCUGGAGAAGACCAAACACAGGCUGCAGAAUGAGAUCGAAGAUCUCAUGGUGGAUGUGGAGAGAUCUAAUGCAGCUGCUGCCGCUCUGGACAAGAAGCAAAGGAACUUUGACAAGGUCCUGGCUGAGUGGAAGCAGAAAUAUGAAGAGGCUCAAAGUGAGUUGGAGAGCGCCCAGAAGGAGGCCAGAUCUCUCAGUACUGAGCUCUUCAAACUGAAAAACUCCUAUGAGGAGUCACUGGAGCAUCUGGAGACGAUGAAGAGGGAGAAUAAGAACCUUCAAGAGGAAAUUUCUGACCUCACUGAGCAACUUGCUGAAGGAGGAAAAAGUAUCCAUGAGCUGGAGAAAAUAAGGAAACAACUGGAGCAGGAGAAGGCUGAAAUCCAGGCUGCCUUGGAGGAAGCAGAGGGUUCCCUGGAACAUGAGGAGAGCAAGAUUCUGAGGGCCCAGUUGGAGUUUAAUCAGGUGAAAGCUGAUAUUGAACGCAAACUGACUGAGAAGGAUGAGGAGAUGGAGCAGGCUAAGAGAAACCAGCAAAGAGUGGUGGACACCCUGCAGAGCUCCCUGGAGGCUGAGACUCGCAGCAGGAACGAGGCCCUCAGGCUGAAGAAGAAGAUGGAAGGUGACCUUAAUGAGAUGGAGAUACAGCUCAGUCAGGCCAACAGGCAGGCAGCUGAGGCCCAGAAGCAGCUCAAGGGUCUCCACUCUCACCUGAAGGAUGCUCAGCUGCAUUUGGAUGAAUCUCUUCGUGCCAAUGAUGACCUGAAGGAGAACAUUGCCAUUGUUGAGAGACGCAACAAUCUGCUACAGGCAGAGCUGGAUGAACUGAGAUCUAUGGUGGAGCAGACAGAGAGAGGCCGUAAGCUGGCUGAGCAGGAACUGCUGGAUGUCAGCGAGAGAGUACAGCUUCUGCACUCUCAGAAUACCAGCCUGCUCAACCAGAAGAAGAAGCUGGAGGGUGACACAGCACAGCUUCAGACCGAAGUGGAGGAAGCUGUGCAGGAAUGCAGGAACGCUGAGGAAAAAGCCAAAAAGGCCAUUACCGAUGCAGCCAUGAUGGCAGAGGAGCUGAAGAAAGAGCAAGACACCAGUGCUCACCUUGAGCGCAUGAAGAAGAACAUGGAGCAGACCAUCAAGGACCUGCAGCACCGUCUGGAUGAAGCUGAGCAAAUUGCCUUGAAGGGAGGCAAGAAGCAAGUUCAGAAACUGGAAGCUCGUGUGAGAGAGCUAGAAAAUGAGGUGGAAAUGGAGCAGAAGAAGAGUAGUGAUUCUCUGAAGGGAGUCCGCAAAUAUGAGAGACGCAUCAAAGAGCUCACCUACCAGACUGAAGAGGAUCGUAAGAAUUUGGCUCGUCUGCAGGACCUGGUGGACAAGCUGCAACUGAAGGUCAAGUCCUACAAGAGAACUGCAGAGGAGGCUGAGGAACAGGCUAACAGCAAUCUGACCAAGUUCCGCAAGCUGCAGCACGAGCUGGAUGAGGCAGAGGAGCGAGCCGACAUCGCAGAGUCUCAGGUCAACAAGCUGCGUGCCAAGAGCCGUGAUGCAGGUUCCAAGAAAGGGCAUGAUGAAGAGUGAAGCUCUCAGAUGGACCUUUCUGAAACCCUUUGACUUGCUGUGCUUUAGUUUCCUGUCUUCCUUUUCCUGUAAUUCAGCCAGAUAAAAAAAGUAUAAUAAAAAAAAUCUAGAAUAGAAA
Messenger RNA from Anguilla rostrata (American eel), 6098 nucleotides. Its product is annotated as myosin-7-like. Gene Ontology annotation, cellular component: myosin filament; cytoplasm; myosin II complex. Gene Ontology annotation, molecular function: microfilament motor activity; actin filament binding; ATP binding. The transcript has 39 exons. The coding region runs from base 170 to 5980 and encodes 1936 amino acids. NCBI's taxonomy places the organism in Eukaryota, Metazoa, Chordata, Actinopteri, Anguilliformes, Anguillidae. The record is from RefSeq and is a predicted model, not a curated record. Gene Ontology annotation, biological process: sarcomere organization; muscle filament sliding; cardiac muscle contraction.